GGAGGAGUCUGACACACUGAGUUCAGUUUAGGACUUUACUGAAGGGCAAACAAGCAGGAAGGAGAAGAAAAUAUAACUACCGUGGAGGUUUUCUAGAAAAAUAAGAGGAUAUUAAAGCAUAUUGAGCACUGCCUGCCUGAAGAAAAAUGUCUGUGUCUCCAGCUGCCUUGGCUGCUCGACGGGUGAUUGCCGCUGCGUCACAUUCAAGCCAUGAGGGAGGAGCGAGAACCUGGAAGAUUCUGAGUUUUGUUUUGGCCUUACCGGGGGUCGCUGUCUGCAUUGCCAACGCCUACAUGAAGGCGCAGGCACACUCCCAUGAACCGCCAGAGUUUGUGCCAUAUCCUCAUCUGCGUAUCCGCACCAAGAAAUUCCCCUGGGGCGAUGGAAACCACUCUCUGUUCCACAACAGUCACGCCAAUCCUCUGCCUGAUGGCUACGAGGAAUCCCACCACUGAGAGGAAUCAGCCACAUUUCUCAGCUUUGUUUUGCUGCUUGUAUAAAACUGGUCUGCAGUGUACUUGGCUUAAUUAAACUGACCGAGGGGCCAAGCAGAACCGCCAUCAAGCGCUGCACCUAAACAGGAAUAAAACCACUUUGUGCUUCAUUACAA
Anoplopoma fimbria (sablefish) is the source of this 610-nucleotide messenger RNA. Its product is annotated as cytochrome c oxidase subunit 6A, mitochondrial. Gene Ontology annotation, cellular component: mitochondrial inner membrane. The transcript has 4 exons. The coding region runs from base 147 to 455 and encodes 102 amino acids. Gene Ontology annotation, molecular function: enzyme regulator activity. Gene Ontology annotation, biological process: mitochondrial electron transport, cytochrome c to oxygen. The record is from RefSeq and is a predicted model, not a curated record. NCBI's taxonomy places the organism in Eukaryota, Metazoa, Chordata, Actinopteri, Perciformes, Anoplopomatidae.